Messenger RNA from Racocetra persica, 3759 nucleotides. The record is from the annotation of a GenBank genome assembly. NCBI's taxonomy places the organism in Eukaryota, Fungi, Glomeromycota, Glomeromycetes, Diversisporales, Gigasporaceae.
AAUUUAUUAAAAGUUGGAAUUCAAAAUAUUGUACGAUUGGGGAGUCGAUCAAGGUCUGAAAUUAUUAGAGAUUUUAAUUUAGAAGAGAUAUGCCGAAAUCGUGCUCGUUCUAAACAUCAAGGAUGGUUGUUAGCUCAGGGAUAUAAAGAACUUGAAGAAAUUGAAAAAAAGGCAGAACGAUUACAAAGUAGUUUAACUAACAAGUUUUUAGACUGGAAUGAUGUUACUCAAUAUUUGAAAGUGGAUUACCCAGAACAUUUGAGAAAUUUUCAGUAUCCAGAUAUACCAGACUUUUUACUUGAAAUUACAGUUGAAGACGAUGAAGAUGAUGGAAGAUGGAGAAAAGCCAAAAAGAAAAAUAAAAAACGAUCUAUAUUUCGUCAAUGGAUUGAUUGUGAUGAUUUGAAUACUGCACAGAUGUGGGCUGAUAAUUUAAGAAAUAAAAAAGCUGAAGAACAACAAAAAAAAGUUGAUGAUAAUAAAUAUGAAGUUCUUAGUAAUUAUGAUGACGAUGAAGAACAAUAUAAUCAAGACGAAGAAGAUUCUAAUGAAUAUGCUAAUGAAUAUGAUGAUUACAUACAAAAUUGGCUCCUUUCUUGGACAAGACCUAGUGGUAACCGACCUGUGGAAGAUCUAAUAAUUGAUCCCAACGUUUGGCAAAUGUCUCAUACCGAAAGAGUAACUUUGUAUGAAUAUUGGAAGGAGGAUAUUAAAUCUGAAUCUUUUGAUGAGCUUGACAAAAUUCAAAAAAUGUAUGAAGCGAAAAAAAAGGAAGUUGAAGAGAUUUAUGAUGAAGGCCGUCGUCAGAUUCUUCGAAACUGUGAUGUAAUAGGAAUGACAACAAAUGGAGCAGCCAAAUUUCAAACUUUAAUUCGUUCUAUUGGACCACGUAUAAUCAUUUGUGAGGAAGCAGGUGAGGUCUUGGAAGCACAUAUCUUGAGUGCACUAACACCAGCGACGCAACACUUGAUUCUUAUUGGUGAUCACAAUCAGCUUCGUCCUCAUUGCGCUUCGUACUCUUUAACAUGUGAUUCGAAAACUGGAAUAAAUUACGCUCUUGACAAAAGUCUUUUUGAGCGCCUUGUUAAUGGUGAUCAGACAAUGCGUCUAGAAAAAUCGCAAUUGCACACGCAAAGAAGAAUGAGAAAAGAAGUUUCUGACUUAAUUCGGUUUACACUAUAUGAAAAACUCGUUGAUGAUGAAAAAACCGUUAAUUACCCAAAUGUACGCGGUGCUCAGAAAAAUGUCUAUUUUAUGGAUCAUCGUUAUCCUGAAGAUUCAGGAGAAAAUGAUUUUGCAAUAAAUUCACAUUCAAACGCCUUUGAGGUGGAAAUGGUAGUUGAACUUGUUAAGUAUUUCGUUCGCAAUGGCUACAAUAAACCAAAUCAAAUUGCGGUGUUGACUCCAUAUCUCGGACAACUUAUUAAAAUAAGAGACGCACUGCAAAAAUCAUUUGUUGUGAUAAUUGACGAGCGUGAUGAUCAAUUGAUUACUAAUAUGGAGGAAAGCAUGGAUGCUGAAAAUGAAAAAAAUGAAAAUACAGAUGGCGGGCCAACAACUUUCACUACUGCUUCUGAAAAGAAGUUGUCUCAACAAGUUGUUCUUCGUACAGUUGACAAUUUUCAAGGAGAAGAAGCCGAUAUAGUGAUUGUGUCGCUUGUUCGUAAUGCCGGAAAUGUGAAUCGUGGAAAUAUUGGAUUUUUGAAGUCAACGAAUCGUUCUAAUGUUCUAUUGUCACGUGCCAAGCAUGGCAUGUACCUUUUGGGAAAUUCAGAACUUAUGGAAAAGCAUUCAGAAUUUUGGAGAAAAGUUUUGCUAAUUUUACACGAACGUGGUCAAAUUGGGCCAGGAUUCCCAAUCAUAUGUGCUCAACAUCCAUAUUAUAAAAAUGCCAUAUAUGAAGCUGGACAAUUCAGUGAAGUUUCUCCAGACGGUGGUUGUUUCGAGCCCUGCCAACAACAGUUAAAGUGCGGGCAUACAUGUCCAUAUAAAUGUCAUUCGGAUGAUCCGCAACACAUUGGUGUUUUUUGCAGAAAAGAUUGCACGAGAUUGCAUCCAGAUUGUGGGCAUCCAUGUAGAGAUAAAAUGUGUGGAGAAGAGUGUGGCAAAUGUUAUUGGCCGAUUGAAAACAUUGCAUUACCAUGUGGACACGAAUAUAAAAAUGCCAAGUGUAACGAUAAUAAAAAUAAAGAGAGACUCCGUUGUCGUGAAAUGGUUCUAAGAAAAUUGCCUAAAUGUGAACAUGAACAUUUAAUGGAGUGUCAUGUAUCAGCUGAUGUUUUCGAAUGUACAGAAAAAUGUAAAAAACUUCUCCCUUGUGGACAUAUCUGCAUGUCUACAUGCUAUGAUUGCCAGGAGUUGUCUGAGAAAGCGAAUCCAAAUAAUCCGCCUUUAGACACCGUCACAUAUGUAAAGAAAGAUGUCAUGAUGGUCGAUCGUGUAAACCUUGUAAAAGUCUCUGUAAUGUUUCUUGUGUGCAUUCAAGAUGCAAACAAAUCUGUUCGGAACCUUGCUCGGUGUGUGCUGAAGUUAAAUUUUAUAGAAUGCGAAUGGCAAUGUGAACAUGAGGGUGCUUGCAACUUACCGUGUGGUGUACCUUGCAUCCGACUUCCAUGCGAUUUGCGAUGUGAAAAAUUGCUAAGUUGUGGACAUCAAUGUUUUGGUCUUUGCGGCGAGAAAUGCCCAUCAUCAAAGUACUGUGCAGAUUGCACUACAGAUGAUAAUGUCAAAAAUCAAGUUGUUGAUUUGAUUAUGCAAGAAACGUUUGCAGAAGUGGAUUGGACUCUUGAACGAAUGGUUGUUUUAGAGUGUGGUCAUGUAUACACAGCAGAAAGCUUAGAUAAUUGGAUGAAUAUGAAAGAAUAUUACGAAAUAGAUAAUGACAACAACUGGAUCCGUAUCAAACCAAUUACCUCGAAAAUAAUAGAUUCGAAAAAUUGUCCACAAUGCCGUGCUCCAGUUAAGACUAUAUAUCGUUACGGAAGAGCAACGAAAAAACAUGUUUUGGAUAUACAGAACAAAAAAUUUUUAAUGAAAUGUGAAUACCAAUUGAAAGAACAAAACAGAAGUAUUAAGAAUGCUACAGCACAACUAGAAAAUAAGCGAAAGAAAAUUUUGGAUGAAAUUAAAAUGCCUCCGAAAGUUAAAAGCAAAAAAGAAAUGAACAUUAUGGAAAAAGAUCCUGCAUUUCAAGGAAUUCCAGAAGUUAUACCAACAGAACAAUACAUAUUACUUGAAAAAUAUCAUAUCCCGACAUCGCAUGACGAAAGAUGGAGUAAUCAUAUAUCCGUGCUUCUAGCCAUAUAUCGAAAGUUGAUGCGAUUAAUGUUGGCGACCAAGUCUCCUCCAUAUAAAUUAGCAUACGAGGCUGCAGUAUCUCUAUUGUAUAAUUCUAAAACCAAAGUUAAUAUGGAUGAUCUAGUCAAAAAUUUUGAAUCUUUGGAUAUUUCAAAUUAUGAUUCUCCUGCACGUCAGCGUCUCAAAUUUCAGGAAACUUUGGCGGAAGUUGGGAUAAUUGCUCCAAAAGUAGAUGUCCGUGUAUAUCUUGAUGCAUUUUUUGACAUAGUUAAUAUUCAAAAGGCAAUCUUUCAUGAAAUUUCCAUGAUUAUUCCAGAGUUUCCAAAAGAAACUGUUGCAACAGAAACAGCAGUUCAGCGCGUUUCUUAUAGCAAAAAUUGGAUUACCUUUGGUGAAUAUAUAAUCGGAACCAUUCGAAAACACCUUGAUUCAAUAAUUACUAAAGCUCAGCGUUCAUCUUAG